CUUACGGUCUUAUUCAUAAUCAUUUUUCACAUUUUAUCAAAUGCUUAUUAGAGGUUUAUAAAACGUUUGAUAAAAAUUGUUAUUCAUAAUCGUCAUUUAGCGCUAAAAUCCUCUUAUAACUGUGUGAUAAGUUAUCGAGAGCUCGGGCCUUGUUUAAAGCUCUAAUAAACCUAUUUUAACCUAACUUUUAUAAAUGUCAUUUCAUAUGAAUGUCACUUCGUUGGUUUAUUUAUUCAAAAUAUCCUUGCUGUGAUCCUUGCUUGUGAAAAUGAAUGCUAUAAAUGCAAUUGUGCAUUUAGCCAAUAAUGCCGACCCAGCGCGACGUAGAAAGCUCUACCGCCAACGAAGCAACCCAUUCGAUUUGCGGGACCUAAAUUUUAAAAUAAAAUAUAGGUUCAAUAAGGACACAGUGCGCACCAUCAUAGAUUUGGUGGAAGAUGAUCUGGUUCAGAGCGCUAGAGGUGGUGGCACGUGUCCUGAACUGCAAGUUUUAGUGGCCAUAAGAUGUUGGGGACGUCGUGAGGUACAAGAUGAUGCUGGUGACCUCCAUGGCCUAAGUCAGCCGACAGUGAGCCGGAUAUGCGCCAGAGUCGCGCAUGCAAUCGCGAAUAAGGCAAAUUCCUUCAUCAAAAUGCCUAUCACUAUAGGAGAGCAGGAAAGAAUUAGUGCCAAAUUUAGAGCAAUUAAAAAUUUUCCUGGGGUGAUAGGAGCCAUAGAUUGCACCCACAUUAAAAUUAAAAAAACCGGAGGUGACAUGGCCCAGUACUAUAUUAAUAGAAAAGGCUAUUAUUCCCUGAAUGUUCAGGUUGUCUGUGAUGCUGACCUCAAAAUAAUGGAUAUAGUGGCUAGAUGGCGAGGCAGUACACAUGACAGUCGAAUUUUUAUGGAGAGCAAUAUAAAACAACGAUUUGAGGAUAGGCAGUUUAGAGGACGCCUUAUUGGCGAUUCGGGCUACCCUCUUCUGCCAUAUCUAUUUACACCUAUUUUAAGGCCUAGUCGUCCAGAAGAAGAAGCAUACAAUAAUGCUCACAUCUCAACUAGGAACACUGUUGAAAGGUGUUUUGGGGUGUGGAAGCAGCGGUUCCAAUGCCUACUCCAUGGCUUACCAGUAAGCCUCCAAAAUGGAAAAGCUGUGAUCAUAGCAUUGGCUGUAUUACAUAAUAUAGCCAUUGAUAUGAAUGACACAUUGUUAGAACAACAUAUGGAGCAGGUCCCUGUAACUCCGCAACUUUCGACGGAGAACAGUGUUCACGACAACCGACCUUCAUUGUUGAGGCGUAGGUCGCAGUUGAUACUACAAAAUUUUAUAAAUCAACAUUUUUGAAUGAUACUGUUCCUGGCAUCUUAAUGAAAAUAAAAAGAAUAUUUGAUUGAAAAA
Molecule: messenger RNA, 1378 nt
Organism: Ostrinia nubilalis (European corn borer)
Lineage: Eukaryota; Metazoa; Arthropoda; Insecta; Lepidoptera; Crambidae
Product: putative nuclease HARBI1
Exons: 5
Coding region: 269-1324 (351 amino acids)
Source: RefSeq, a predicted model, not a curated record